Molecule: messenger RNA, 3648 nt
Organism: Manis javanica (Malayan pangolin)
Lineage: Eukaryota; Metazoa; Chordata; Mammalia; Pholidota; Manidae
Source: RefSeq, a predicted model, not a curated record
AGCCAGCGACGCUGGGAGGGGGUUCUCCUCCGGGGUCUGGGUGGGCGGCUCCAUCUGACGUCCACUGCGGAGCGUCCGGGUUCCUGUCUGGUUUGGGGCUGGGGAUGUGGGCAGCCUGGGUCUCACUCCUUCUCCGUCCUCCCGCAGCUCAGCCUCAUUGGAGCCCACCGUCCGCAGGUUCCUGAACUCUGCUCCAGCAGCCGGGUCUUCUGUGGGCGAAGAGGAACAGCUGAGGAAAACCCCACCAAUUUGGAUGCUCAUCAAGCCUGCAGACCCCACAUUGCAGCCAAUGGUGUCUGCUUUUCCCAGACCAGCAGGGAAGAACCAUGCACCAGGACUACAUUUCACCAAAGUGAAAUUGGAAAUACAGUGUCUGAAUUGAAGUGUACUGGGUCAUUGUCAUUCAGAGACGUGGCUGUGGGCUUCACCCAUGAGGAAUGGCAGCGGCUGGAUCCAACGCAGAGGACCCUGUACCGAGAUGUGAUGCUGGAAAACUACAGCCACCUGGUCUCCUUGGGAUGUCUAGUCACCAAACCAGCUGUGAUCUCCAGGUUGGAGCAGGGGCAAGAACCAUGGAUGGGGGAGGAAGAAAUCCUCAGAUGGAGCUUUCCAGAGGUUUUGCAGGUCGACACCCAAGCAGCCAGACAACAGGAACACCCAGACAAACCUUUGAGGCAAGUUGCAUUCCUAGAGAAGAAGGAAUUCACCAACCCAGGGUGCUGGGAACAUAAUACAGUUGGAAAAAACACCUGUCAGAACACAAACCUUGUUCCCUCAGGACGGCAGGUCCAUUGGUGCGACUCCUGUGGGACGCGUUUGCAGUGUGACACAAACUUUAGUCCUAAUGCAUAUCUUGCCAGAAGGAGAUUUGAGUGUGAUGGACAGGGGAAAUUAUUCCUUUAUUCCAAGCUUGAAACUCCACCUUCUGGGGUUUAUCUACGUGAAUGUAGCCAAUGUAGAAAAGUGUUUAGCUGUAGCCAAGCCUUUAAUGCUGAUCAGGGAGCUGACAGGGGUGAGAAGCCCCAGGCAUGUACCAAAUGUGGGAAAGGCUUUGACCACAAAUCAGAACUCAUUACACACGGGAGAGUCCACAGGGGUGAGAAAUCCUUCAGAAGAGGUGGACGGUGGGGUGGCCUGCGGGACAAGGAUUACCUCAGUGGACGUCAGGGAAACCGUACAAAAGAGCAGCCCGGUGGGAAGGGCAGUCGUGGUAAAACCCUCUCCCAGAAGACAAGCCUGUCCAUUCCUGAGGCAGCUCUUGCUGGAGAGAAGCCUUACAAGUGUUCAGAGUGUGAGAAAACCUUCUCCCACAGGUCCCGCCUCAUGGAACACCACAGAUCUCACACAGGGGAGAAACCCUAUGGCUGCAAAGAAUGUGGGAAGUCUUUCUCCAGGAAGUCCUGCCUCAUUAUCCAUCAUAGAAUCCACACCGGGGAGAAGCCCUACAGGUGCAGCGAGUGCGGGAAGGCCUUUUUCCAGAAGUCACACCUCAUCCUCCAUCAGAGGACGCACACCGGGGAGAAGCCCUAUGGGUGCAGCGAGUGUGGGAAGGCCUUCUCCCAGAACUCAUGCCUUAUCAUUCACAAGAGGACCCAUAUGGGGAGGAAGCCCUACGAGUGCUCCGACUGCGGGAAGACCUUCUCUCAGAAGGCCAACCUCAUCAGACACCACAGAAUUCACACCAGGGAAAAGCUCUAUGGGUGAAAUGAGAGGGAAGGUUUCAUCCAGAAGCCACAGCAUGUCUAGGAAUGAAAACCUCUGGAUAUUCUGAAUGUGGAAAAUCCUUCAGCAAGAAGCCCAGGGCCACUGGACACAGAGAUUCAUACUAAGGUGAAAUCUUACCAGUUUGGAGAAUUGGGAGAACUUUGUUCUCUUAAGUCUGGUGGUAGGAUUGUUGAUGAUGCCCUAGAAUGAUAUAUUUUUAUAGUCUUUACUUAAUUAUAAAGUGUAUCUGUCCAAAGGAACUGUCGAUAUUAAGCUUUAAAUAUGUGAAUAAGUUUACCUCAUUGAGACAACAAAUCUAAUAAGCAUCAGAACAAUCCUGUGGUUUCAUUGGUUCUGUCACUGAGGAUGCUACAUGAAAUGAAUUUCAUUAAUUUUUUUAGCUGCCCUGGUAAUUGAACAUAACUGUGAACUUGUAGACAAACACAUCCUAAAAUACAGAAUGACAUGCACACUAAAUCAUACUCUGUCUUGUAAUAUACAUUAUUAUUGGAACAAUAUGAACUUAUUAUUAAACCAGAAGUCCAUGUAUCAUAUCACAUACCAUUGUCUUUUUGCUUGCCUGCAUGUGUUCCAGAACCCCCUGGAUCUGGAAACCAACAAUUUCAUCUCAUCUUCUGAUAUCUCUCAAUCGACUGGUCUGUAAGUUUUGUUUUAUGUUAAAUGUUAAACACGGCAGACUAUCUAAAGUGAAAAACAUUCCACUGAAAACAACUAGAAAUGAUGAACAGUAACAGGUAAUGUUCUUUUAAAUGCAUAAUUUGGCUUGCAAGAAAAUAAAUGAAGUUACCAGGUGCCAGCUGGGUAGAGGGAACUUAAACCCAGAAAUCAGUUUCUGAGUUGAUGCUGUAGUUGCCCUGUGGGUUUGAUUUGGUUUACCCAGAAGCUUGGGUUUCAGGACUAUAGGAGCUUGAGAAACAAGGCCUCGGCCUUCACACAAGGUAUAGAGUUGGCACUGAAGUAACUUACAAAUUCAGAAACUCCAAAAGGGAAACAGUGGGCUGGAGAAAAAUCUCACUGGCACAGGAAAUUUAUGGGUCUCUUGUUGGGCUGUGCUGGAGAAAAUAGUUAACCCCGAUGAGUCAUGAGUCCUCAUGACUAACAUCUCAGAGGAGUUAGAAUUUGGAAUUCGGCCUAUUCAUGUCUCAGUUCAAAAACUGAACAAUUCACAUAGAAAUUUGUUCUGGUCUUUGAAACAACUUACAGGAACAAACAGAAUAUUUUGAGGGUGAAGGAAGACACCCUCAACCCCUGUUUGUCAGGACUCUGACAUACAAGCCCAUGCUGAGUUCCUAAUCCAGAAUUACAAAAUGUGGGGAGCCAAUCCAUGAUGGAAGCAGACAUUUUAAUGAAGAGCUCCAGGUAUUUUAGGUACUAGAAAAAUUACUGUAGGUAAUUCCACAAAAAUACUUUAAAAAAAAUCUUUCUUUCUUAAUAAUGACAACAAAAAACUGGUUUUACUUGGAAAGAACCACAUAGAAUAUCUAGAGAUGAAAAAUAUAGUUAUUGAAAUUUAAAGCUUGACGUUAAAAUACUUGGUGAUCAGGUCAAAUGGUAGAUUAUACUCAGCUGAAGAGAGAGCAGAGAGGAAAAUAGUGCUAAGCAGAUUCACAGAAUUAGGUGUACAGAGAGAUGGAAAAUGUGGAGGGAUGGGUGAGAGACAAAAGAUUAAAAUGAAAAGAGCAAACGAGUUCCUAAAGAACAAAAUACAGGACGGGGAAGAAAAGCAAGCAUUCAAAGAUAUGGCUCAGAUUCUGACAAAAGAUGUGUUAACAGACUUAAGCUGAACAAUAUAUGCCUAGCUGUAUGUCUUGCCAAUGGGUUUCUGCCCUGGGAAAGUUUGCUAUGAAUUCCGUGUGACCAAAGAAAUGAUAGUAAAAUGUUCUUGGGAUGAAAGGAUUAUUCCCAACUUUAUCCCACGGUGGC